AUCAUGAAAAAGCUUCAUUUAAAAAGAGGCAGUCUAGCGGACCGAUAAGCUCAACAUUACAGGCGUUGAUAAAUACUGAGAUAGCGUGCUUCUCACCUCUAUUUAGUAAGGGAGAUUCGUUCUAAAAUAUCACUGAAGUAGGCUAAAGUCUUUUAAGCCAGACAAAACUGUCGGAGGGUCACUUGCAGUAAUUCAGCUUCAUACAGAAACCUUCGUCGCCAUGCCUCUUACAUUUCCUGUGACAAUUUCCACAAGGGAAAUGCAUACCGCAGGGGAGGCGGUAAGGAUUGUAGAAAAUGGAUUCCCUGAAAUCCAGGGUCGGACACUUCUGGACAAGAUUAAUUAUAUGAAAAGCAAUUUGGACGAGUAUAGAAAACUGUUGAUAUGGGAGCCACGAGGUCACUUUGACAUGUUUGGGGUCCUGAUCGUGCCUUCUGAUAUAGAGUCCUGCGAUUUUGCAACUAUCUUCAUUCACAAUGAGGGAUACUCCACGAUGUGUGGACAUGUUCUAAUAUCCUUGGGACGUUACGCCAUCGAAAAGGGACUUGUUAAAAAUGUCACAGUUCCGGAAACCCAGAUAAACGUCCAGUGCCCCUGUGGACCAGUGACUGCUUAUGUCACAUAUGACGGCCAGACAACUGGUGCCGUCAGGUUCCAUAGUGUUCCAUGCUUCGUCUUCAAAGCAGAUUUACCAGUGGAGGUUCCGGGUUACGGUAACGUGGUGGUCGACAUUGUUUACGCUGGAGCUUUCUACGCCAUCGUGUCAACUGACCAGUUUGGAUUGUACGUCAGAAAAUCGUCAGUGUCUGAUCUAAGGACGGCCGCUGGGGCAACGACAGACAUUUUGAGGGCGCAGCUGAAGUUAGCACAUCCGGAUAUGGAGGGUAUGUCUUCCGUUUAUGGUACGAUCCUGACGGACGGAAACGACGCCUAUUCUGAUGAAGUCACGGACACUAUGUGUGUGUUUGCUGAACACGAGGUAGAUCGAUCACCAUGUGGAUCUGGGACCUCCGCUAGAAUUACUCUUCAGUUCUUUAAAAACAAAGUCAAGGUCAACCAGACCAGAACCUUUCGGGGACCUGCUGGUGAAACGUUCACAGCAAAAGUCGUCAAAGAGGUCAGCUGUGGAACAUACCAAGCAGUUAUCACUGAGGUGAAAGGUCAUGGGUAUUUUACUGGAAAUUCUACAUUCACUCUUGAAGAACAUGACGCCAGGGGAAGAGGAUUUUUAUUGGAUUAGAUACAUGUAGGAUGUGAAAACCUGGACUCAUAAAAGUCCGCAUACAUGUAGAACAGCAGGAAGGACAAAUAUAGGGUAUAUCACCACUCAAUCAUCCUAGAGAUUUAACGUCUGCAUUAUGUAUAGGUACAAUGAUUCUUAUUUUGGUGUACGCUAAUUGGCAGUUUUGAAAUCCAACACUAUGAUAUUUGAAAAGCAACACAAUUUAAACGAGAUAUAUAUUCAUUGAAUUUUACUGGAAAAACAAUACAUAACAUUGAAUUUCAUCGAUAGUAAUUUCAAAGGUGACUAUAACAAAACUUUAUGCUUUUAAUUUAUGCUAAGAUUAAACCUGAAGUAUGUUCUAUCAUAGUAACUUUUUUUUUUCUCAUGUACGCUUCACUUUCAUUUUGAUAUCAGCUUUCCACGUAUGAUUUAAUAUUGAAACUAAUAUGGAAUGUUAAUUCAAUUGUAUGUUCAUUAUCAUGGCUAUUUUUUUUUAAAUUAUGGAUGAGAAAAUGAAUGACAAUGUCAAUUUAUGAUGGAAUUGUUUAUAUCACAGCAAACCUCUGAAAGUUGAAAUAAAUUAUAUAUUAUAUUAAAAA
This is a messenger RNA of Ostrea edulis (European flat oyster), 1824 nucleotides long. Its product is annotated as trans-L-3-hydroxyproline dehydratase-like. The record is from RefSeq and is a predicted model, not a curated record. Gene Ontology annotation, molecular function: hydro-lyase activity. The transcript has 4 exons. Lineage: Eukaryota; Metazoa; Mollusca; Bivalvia; Ostreida; Ostreidae. Bases 221 to 1240 code for a protein of 339 amino acids.